GGCCACUGCGCAGUGCGUGCGCUCUAUGGUAUAUGACCACCAAGGGACUUUCUACAAUUGUUUCUCCUUUGCUCCAUACGUCGCUCACUUUAUUCUUGAAAGGAGGUCUCAAAUCUACCGAUCUUUAUCAAUCCGAUGUCUUCCGAAUUAUACCACGCUUUGAUACGGACCCACCAUAUCACCUCCCGUCGAAAGGUAUCCGUACUUACAAAGGCAGCUCGAAAGCAUUCCUGCCUGGUUCUCCUUCGUUCUGGCGCUUCUCCAGGAUUGAUGUAUUGUGAGGGUAUGGAGUCAAGUGUUAACGCGUGGGUAUCAGUUGUCGAGCAUCUUCGAUAUAAGGACUUCCAUAUGGUUGCUAGACCAGCUCCUGUUCCCGUAGAAAUUCAGGGAAGCAAAAUUGAUCGGCUUCAAAGUCCCACUAGAGGGAUCUAUGAAUAUGGCUCGAUUCACGAAUUCGCGGGGCAAAUGAGUCUCCUUGGCCUGCAAGAUUGGUGGGCCACCAUGAUGGGAUACAAAUAGUUCCUGUCUGAAGCUGUCAUCGAAUCUCUGUAUCAAUAUGUCAUAAAGAUCAGGGAGACGCAGAGAAUGAAAGACUGAAAAGAAGAGACCGAAAUCCCGAGACAAACAAAAAUCAUACGCCACCCACUCCA
Molecule: messenger RNA, 650 nt
Organism: Eremomyces bilateralis CBS 781.70
Lineage: Eukaryota; Fungi; Ascomycota; Dothideomycetes; Eremomycetales; Eremomycetaceae
Exons: 3
Coding region: 136-519 (127 amino acids)
Source: RefSeq, a predicted model, not a curated record